Molecule: messenger RNA, 771 nt
Organism: Trypanosoma grayi
Lineage: Eukaryota; Euglenozoa; Kinetoplastea; Trypanosomatida; Trypanosomatidae
Product: otubain
Exons: 1
Coding region: 1-771 (256 amino acids)
Biological process (GO): protein K48-linked deubiquitination
Cellular component (GO): nucleus
Molecular function (GO): cysteine-type deubiquitinase activity; ubiquitin binding
Source: RefSeq, a predicted model, not a curated record
AUGCCCUCGGCGGAGCAGCGGGAGGUGCAGCUGGCGGUUAUCCAAAGCGAAAUCGAGGCUGCGCCACUCCUCAGUGAGCCCGUGGAAAAUCUUUCAGAAUCGUGCACCUUGGUGAAGGAGUUUGCGAACAACUCCACGCUGCUGCCGAAGGUUAUCGCGCUGUUCACUGAUGCUGAUCGGUACAGCGGCAUUCGGUACGUGCGCCGCGACGGGAACUGCUUCUUCCGUUGUGCCGUCUUCGCGCUGUUGGAGAGGACGCUUGGCAACGAGGAACUCGCAGCGGGCUUGCAGAAACGCGCCACCGCACUGCGUGAAAAGCUGAUCGAAGAUUACGGUGUCUUUGUUGAAGAUUUCUGUGAAGUCGCGCUCGAUGUCAUCCAGCAGAUUGUGUCUGGGAAGUGCACGACAUCGACGGCGUUGCACGCGCUUGCCACACGGGAGGACUCGGAGUAUAUGCUGUACUUCUACCGCUACGCCGUGUCGAACUACAUCCGCACCCACCGCGAUGACUUCCUGCCGUUCGUGAUGGGACUGAAUUAUGACAGCGUUGAUGCCUUCUGCCGCGCGGAAGUGGACGCCGUCGCGAGCGAGAGCGACCACGUGCAGGUGGUAGCGUUCGCCAAGUGCUUCCAGCUGCACAUCGUGGUGGAGUACCUGGACGGUAGCGAAGGCACACGCACAACACAGCACACCUUCUCCGGUGGCGAUGAUGCGUGCGCGGCGGUGACGCUGCUGUACCGCCCGGGGCAUUACGACCUCCUAUAUAAGUAG